Alosa sapidissima (American shad) is the source of this 2251-nucleotide messenger RNA. It is a transcript of the gene mphosph10, whose product is annotated as M-phase phosphoprotein 10 (U3 small nucleolar ribonucleoprotein). Gene Ontology annotation, cellular component: nucleus; small-subunit processome; Mpp10 complex. NCBI's taxonomy places the organism in Eukaryota, Metazoa, Chordata, Actinopteri, Clupeiformes, Clupeidae. The coding region runs from base 66 to 2117 and encodes 683 amino acids. The record is from RefSeq and is a predicted model, not a curated record. Gene Ontology annotation, biological process: rRNA processing. The transcript is spliced from 11 exons.
UCCGACAACUCAAGUUUCCGGGGGACGCUAUUUACUGUUACUCACUGGUUCCCCAUGUGUGAAAAAUGAUGGCGACGGGGGACACUAGUAACACGUUGGAGAGCUGUUUGAGUAUUCUUAACAAUAAAACAGCACAUCCAGAACAAUUUCUAAGUCUCCAGGAUGCCUUGGCAGCAGACUUCACUGCCCUCACAAAGACACUGUACGAUUUGCACAAAGCCGAGCAGCCAGCCGGCUUCAAGAGCAGCCCGCUGGACCUGCUGGUAGUGGAGAACUUUGAUGAGGAGCAGAUCUGGCAAGAGCUUGAGUUGCAAAACGCUCCUGCUCUCGGACAGUUUGAGGAGGCCGUUAGCCAGGUCACAGUGGACACAGGCCUCAGCCUUGUGGCAGAGGAGGAUGAAGGAGCUGUUGAGGGAGAUGGCAUAGAGGAUGAUGAUGAUGAUGAUGAGGAUCUGAGUGAUGAUGAGAUUGAUGAAGGUGAGGAGGAGGAGGGCGACGAGAAUGACGCAGAACCUGGGAACGAGGAUGGAGACGGGUUCUCUGAGGAGGACUCAGAUGUGGACUUUGACGUGGACGCGCUGGAGAAGAAAGCCAAGCAGAAGAUGAACCAGAAGGGUUCCGCUGCACGGUUACCUAAACCUAUGUGGACGGAGCCCUCUGAGGUGGACGACAAGUUCUUCAAGCUGUCUGAGAUGGAGGCCUUCCUAGACGACAUGGACCGACGAGAGGGCAAAGACGAUCAGGCCGGCGAAGACGUAGACUACUUCCAGGACUUGCCCUCAGGAGAUGAGGAGGAAAUGACCUUUGAUAAACCAGUGGCAUCAAAACGACAGAAAAAGAAAAGCUCCCGGAACCUGAAAUAUAAAGACUACUUUGACUCGAUGGGUGAAAUGCCACCUCAGAACACAGCAGAUGAUGAAGACGAGGAGGAACCUGAGGAGGGUGGUGAGGAUGAUGAAGAGUUGGAUGAAGAGGACAUGGAUGAGGAGGAAUUUGAUUUAGAGGCGGAGGACAUCAAUGACGAGGAAAGCAGGCAGGCCAGGGAUGCUCUGAAGAGAGUGACCUUUGACCUUCCAGAGGAGAGCGAGGGUGAGGAUAUGGAAGACAUCUUUGGAGGGAAAUCAAAGUCUUCCGAUUCCAAGUCUUCAUUUGAGAAACGUCAGGACAAGAUGGCGGAGCGUAUCAGCGAGCUGGAGAACACGGCACUGGAGGAGAAACCAUGGCAACUGACAGGCGAGGUGACUGCUCAGACCCGUCCAGAGAACAGCUUGCUGGAGGAGGACGUGGCGUUCGACCAGGCCUCCAGAAUGGCUCCUGCUAUCACUGAGGAAACGACCAUGCAGUUAGAAGAAAUCAUCAAGCAAAGAAUAAAGGACCAGGUGUUUGAUGACGUGGUGCGGAAGGAGAAGCCAAAGGAGAACGUGUUUGAGUACAAGAAGCGCCUCACGCUGGACCACGAGAAGAGCAAGCUCAGCCUGGCACAGGUCUACGAACAGGAGUACGUCAAACUCACACAGGAGAAGACGGAGGAAGAAGAAAACCCAGCCCAUGUCCAGAUCCAGAAAAUGAUGGACUCUCUAUUCCUGAAACUGGACGCUCUCUCUAACUUCCACUUCACACCUAAACCGGCCAUUCCUGAGGUGAAGGUGGUCUCCAACCUGCCCUCUAUUGCCAUGGAGGAGGUGGCACCAGUUAGUGCCAGCGAUGCCACGCUGUUGGCACCAGAGGAAGUUAAGGAGAAGAACAAAGCCGGGGACUUGAUUGGCGACUCGGAGAAGACGAGCACCGAUAAGAAGCGCGAGCGACGUCAGAAGAAGAAGCUGAAGAGGCUGAAGGUCCAGGAGAAGGAGAAGAGGCAGAAGAUCAAACUGGCCAAAACCGGAGAGAACACAAAGGCCUCCAAGGCCCAGGUGGCCGACACGCUCAAGAAGCUCACCAAGGGAGGCAAAGCCAAGAUCCUCACGAAUGACGGCAUGGACAAGGCUUUGCGGUCCUCGCAGGCGUUCUUCUCCCAGCUGCAGGACCAGGUGAAGUCACAGGUCAAAGGCUCUAAGGAGCAGGGCGGCAAGAAGAAGAAGAACCAGAAGGAGGUCUCUGCCAGCAAGCUGAAGUUAUAGCCCACAGACUAAAUACUCUGGCUUAUGGUCAUGUACAGUUCAUUUUUAUUAUUGUUAUUAUUCAGAUGGAAAUAUUACCUGUGAGUCCACUUCAUCUUGUCAUAAGAAAUUAAAGAGUCAUCAUGAUUUGUAAA